AAUAGCACUAAGUUAUUCAAUGCAGGACUGCAACAUGGCGCUCUACAUGAACCGAUGUGUGUCGGUCACCUCACUCUUUAAGAAUUGUUCGUUUUUCGGAGCACUGUCGCAAACACGGGCUUUGAAUGUUGAUGAUUUUGUGACUGAAAAGAAGAAGAAAAACAAGUUCAGGCAGCACAGAGAAACUCCCAAAUUUGUAAAUGAGUUCUCAACUGACCAACCAAAGGGAAAGAUAUAUGACAAGAAGCCAUUUCGAAUAGAGCUGACGGCAGGGAAGAAAUACGCUUGGUGUGCUUGUGGGCAUAGUCACACACAACCUCUGUGUGAUGGUACACACAAGACACUAUGGGGGACAUCAGAAAGUAAGAACAUGCCCAAAUGGGGUCCAGUUCGGUUUAGUGUGGAGGAAACCAAGGAGUACUGGCUAUGCAACUGUAAACAGACAAACAACAGACCCUUCUGUGAUGGCACACACAAGCUGCCCCACGUCCAGGCAGUCAAAUAGGACAGGACGUGUUGAAUCACCAUGGUUACAGCACUGGGAAAAGUAUAGCAUGUAUGUGUUUGUAACUCAUUCCUCUUCAUGACACCCAGAUGAUCAUAGAUGGAAUGUACCUUUGGUGGCCUGGGUAGAUGUGUGUGAAUUUAUCUCCCACAUUGACUGUGGUGAGAGUGUGCGAUGGUAAUUGUAUUAUGAUUCAGGCAGAUUCUAUUUGUGAUAGAAAUGUUAAGUUGUAAAACAUAACUGAUAGUGACUGGAAAGUUGUGGUAUGUAUGUAGUCAGUUCAUUGUAAACUUACAUAUUAUUGGAGAGCUUUGAUUCAGUUUAUUAAUGCAGUAUGAAGAAAUCUUGUUAGAAUGAGUGAUAUGGUUAAGAAUAAAACUUGUGUUUGUCAGUG
This is a messenger RNA of Haliotis rufescens (red abalone), 899 nucleotides long. Its product is annotated as CDGSH iron-sulfur domain-containing protein 3, mitochondrial-like. The record is from RefSeq and is a predicted model, not a curated record. Gene Ontology annotation, molecular function: 2 iron, 2 sulfur cluster binding. NCBI's taxonomy places the organism in Eukaryota, Metazoa, Mollusca, Gastropoda, Lepetellida, Haliotidae. The coding region runs from base 20 to 505 and encodes 161 amino acids. Gene Ontology annotation, cellular component: intracellular membrane-bounded organelle. The transcript has 3 exons.